This is a messenger RNA of Klebsormidium nitens, 1607 nucleotides long. The record is from the annotation of a GenBank genome assembly. Lineage: Eukaryota; Viridiplantae; Streptophyta; Klebsormidiophyceae; Klebsormidiales; Klebsormidiaceae.
CGCCUUCACAUUUCACUUGUCCGACUGUGGCCCGUCUGGGAGCUCUCGAGAGCAGAUGGGUGUUCUUAGCGCGACCUGGCGUGACCUCCAGGUGGGUGCGCUCGCAUUCCCCUUCCGUCCGCCUUGUUUCGGGGCAACCGACUGCUCACCUGCCCUGUGAGCCUCGCUGCAUUGCUCACAACGGCACCUUGCACCAGGACACAUUGCUGCUCCGCCGCGCCGCUGCGCCCCCUGGUUCCCCCUCUCGCGGUCCGGCCGCUCUGCGGGCCUGCUACUCGAUGCUGCGCGCUGUGCAUAGUGGCUGUGAGCGCUGCCUCCCCCCUCCCUGCGCCCUGCUGCCGGCGCCGCCAUGAGCGGGGCUGCGCCUCCCCCUCUCCCUGCCUCUGAGCCAGCCUCCUCCACUGCUCCCGUGUCCGCUGACCUCAUGCCGGGGCGCCCCUUCCGCAGUGGGCUGCCCGGAGGGGCCGACCCGGGCCAGUGGCACGAGGAGGACCCUGCAGCGCACCCCGCAGAGGACCCCCCGCAGGCCCUGGACGGCGAGCAGGUGCAGGCGCGCCUCAAGGUGGCCACCUGGCAGCGCCACACGCAGGAGCCAGCCCCCCACCCCAACGGCGGUCCCCCUGCUGCCCCCCCCUUGGCGCUGCUCAAUGGCGCUCCUGCAGCCCCUGACGGUGGCGGCCUCAGCAAUGGGCGAGGGCCGCAUGAGAGCUCCCCUAGCACGGCCGAACUGUCCCCCUCCUCCACUCUCGCCGCCUCCUCCCCGCAGCACCACGGCGCCGACCUGCGCCUCUCCGACCACACGCGGCGGCUGGCAUCCGUGCGGACAGUCGGCGUGCGGGCAGCUCGCCCCCCCGAGGCGGUGACGGCGGCCCUGGCUGAGUGUGAGCGCGCGCUGGCAGCGGCGCACGUGCGUGAGGCGGAGCUGCAGCGCGAGACGCGCGUCCUGGCCGCACGCCUGGCGCACCUGCGCAUGGCGCACGAGGUGCAGGCGGGCAAGCUGGCGGAGGCGGCCGGGCGCGCGGUGGCGGCGCGGCGUGAGGUGGUAGUGGAAAAUGCUGCGCUGGCCAGCGCGCUGGCGGCGGCGCAGCACAGCACGGCGGUGUAUGCGCAGCAGCUCCUCCCGCUGCUCGCGCCGCACGGCCUCACGCCGCCGCCGGGCGACCCAUCCGCCGUGGCCGCCGCGGUGGCCACCCUCGUGGACCGCCUCGCCUCCGAGAUCAACCUGCUGCAGAAGGUGGUGGCGGGCGGCGGCCCUGUUCUGGAGCAGCGCCUGCACGCCGCUGUCCUGGACGCUGCCGCUCUCCCUGCGCCCCUCGCCCCGGCCCCCGUGCCGCCGCCCCCCAUGCAGGACGUGCGUGGCAGCGCCGACAGCUCCCUCAGCCUCGCCACCGGCAUUGGCCCCGCCCCCCCUGCGGGUCCCCCCCUCUUUCCUGGUGGCACCUGGUCGCCCCUCCCGCCGGGCGCGCACCCGCCCGCCCAGGCCGCCAGUCAGCCCUCGUCCCCACCCCCUGCGGAGCUGCGCUCGCCGACCGCGAGCGCUGCCCCGCUGGGGCGGCCCCCUGUGGAGGAGGGGUCCCCCGGGCAGUGGUCCCCCGGGGCGAGCGGCG